CUGGGCGUGGGAGGGGGGCAUGCCAAAGGCGAAGCCGAGCAACCCUGCGCCGCCGCUAGAGCCAGUCUCCCUGCACGGGGCGAGCGCAGCAGCCUCCUCCUUCCUGGAAGCCCUUCAGGCAGGCGGGGCUAUUCGCUGCCUUGCAGAGGCCGAGCCUCCUCCCGUUAGGAGCUGCAUCCCUCACUCUUCCUUUCCUUCCUUCCUCCCUUCCCUCUCUCCGGUCCGUCUCUCUUUCGACUCCCGCCUCCCUCUUUGCGCGCAGGAGCCGCGUCUCCGGGAGCUACUCCUUUCUUUCCGAAGCUAAUCUCUGUGGCCUGCAAGGGCUGAGAAAGCCAGGCAGCCAAGAUGCCCCACGGUAAGCAGACAAGAGUGCUUCUUCUCAACGACAUGGAAAAGCUGGACAAGACCCUCUUCCGGCUGGAGCAAGGUUUUGAACUACAGUUCCGUCUGGGGCCUACCUUGCAAGGCAAACACGUUACGGUGCAUACCAACUACCCAGCUUCUGGAGAAGGGUUCAACCGUCACAAGUUCAGGUGCCUGUCGUGGCACAACCCAACUGGGAAAGAAGAUGAUUCUGACAAAUACUGCAAACUGGAUCUCCAGAUCUCUGGGUCAUACCAGUAUUAUUUCAGUCAUGAAGAUAAGAAAAGCGGUGGAGGUUACAUAGUUGUGGAUCCUAUUUUGCGUGUUGGUGCUGACAAUCAUGAAUUGCCCCUGGAUUGUGUUACACUCCAGACAUUCCUGGCUAAGUGUCUGGGACCAUUUGAUGGAUGGGAAGAUCGUCUUCGAGUCGCAAAAGAAUCUGGUUACAACAUGGUUCACUUGACACCAGUCCAGAAACUUGGUUUAUCAAGAUCAUGUUAUUCAUUAGCUGAUCAGCUGGAAAUAAAUCCUGAUUUUUCAACCCCUAACAAAAAGUGUUCUUGGAGUGAGCUUGGACAACUAGUGGAAAAAAUGAAAAAUGAAUGGAAUAUGCUUUGUAUUACCGAUGUAGUCUACAAUCACACUGCUUCAAAUAGUGAAUGGAUAACUCAGCAUCCAGAAUGUGCAUACAACCUUGUUAAUUCUCCUCACUUGAAACCAGCCUGGCUUUUGGACCGAGCCCUGUGGCAUUUAACCUGUAAAGUGGCUGGUGGGAAAUGCAGCGACAAAGGCGUUCCUCCGCUGCUUGAGAACGAACACCACUUGAAUAAUGUCCGUAAAGUCAUUUGGGAGGAUAUUUUCCCGAAGCUAAGAUUAUGGGAAUUUUUCCAAGUAGAUGUUAACAAAGCAGUCCAGCAAUUUAAAACUCUAUUGACUCAAGGUGGUUCUAAAGUUAAAACUGACCCCAAUCAACAUCUUGCAAUUGUUCAGGAUCCUGAAUUCAAGAGACUCGGCUGUACUGUAGAUAUGAACAUUGCAUUGAACACCUUCAUACCUCAUAGCAAUGGGCCUGCAGCAAUCGAGGAAUGCUGUAACUGGUUCCGCAAGAGAGUUGAAGAACUAAACGGUGAAAUGUACAGGCAGACAAACUACCAUCAAGAGCAGGCAGCCAAUUGCGUUGUGGCGACUGUGAACUAUGAACGACUGGCUGGGCAUGGUCCUAAAUUAGGUCCCGUAACCCGAAAGUUUCCAUUAGUUACGAGCUACUUUACAUACCCAUUUAAAGAGCUAACCUUGGAAGAAGAAGAACGCAUGUUGCAUCAACCUGACAAAGCAAGUUAUUUUAUGGCCCACAAUGGUUGGGUGAUGGGAGAUGACCCUUUAAGAAAUUUUGCUGAACCAGGUUCCCAUGUUUACUUGAGAAGAGAACUCAUUUGCUGGGGUGACAGUGUCAAGCUACGUUACGGGAACAAACCAGAAGACUGCCCUUAUCUCUGGGCUCACAUGAAAAAAUACACCGAGUUGACUGCCAAAUAUUUCCAUGGAGUGCGGCUUGACAACUGUCACUCGACGCCUCUUAAUGUAGCUGAGGAGAUGCUGGCAGCAGCCAGGUCAGUCAGACCUAAUCUUUACGUGAUAGCAGAACUCUUCACGGGAAGUGAGGUCAUUGACAAUGUCUUUGUCAACCGCCUUGGGAUUACCAGUCUGAUUAGAGAGGCAAUGAGUGCUUACAACAGUCAUGAAGAGGGGAGAUUAGUUUAUCGCUUUGGAGGAGAGCCAGUUGGGUCUUUCGUUCAGCCACGCCUGAGGCCCUUAAUGCCUGCUAUUGCUCAUGCGUUGUUCAUGGACAUAACACAUGAUAAUGAAUGUCCAAUUCAGCAUCGGUCGGCAUAUGAUGCCCUUCCCAGCUCGACUAUCGUCUCCAUGGCCUGCUGUGCCUCAGGCAGCACUAGAGGAUAUGAUGAACUAGUACCACAUCAGAUUUCUGUAGUCACUGAAGAGCGAUUUUAUCCAAAGUGGAAUCCAGCAGCGACACUUUCCACACCUGGUGAAGUAAAUCUCAAAACCGGAAUUAUAGCAGGAAGGCUGGCUAUCAACAGAUUACACCAAGAGCUAGGAGCCAGAGAUUUUAACCAGGUAUAUGUGGAUCAAGUUGAUGAGGAUAUUGUGGCUGUGACGAGGCAUUGUCCUAACACGCACCAGUCUGUGGUCGCUGUUUCGCGAACAGCUUUCAGAGAUCCCAAAACAUCCUUCUACAGCCAAGAAGUUCCCCAGAUGUGUAUUCCAGGCAAAAUUGAAGAGGUGGUUCUCGAAGCGAGGACCAUCGAAAGAAGUGCUCCCCCUUAUAGAAAAGACGAGCACUCAAUCAAUGGAUUGCCUGAUUAUACAGUUGAACUCCGGGAACACAUCCAGCUCAAGGAAAGUAAAAUAAUAAAGCAAGCUUCAAUCGCUACGAAAGGCCCUAAUGAAUUCGUACAAGAGAUAGAAUUUGAAAAGCUGACACCGGGAAGUGUGAUCAUAUUUAGGGUAAGCCUUGACCCGAAAGCACAAGAGGCUGUUGGAGUCCUGCGUAACCACCUGAUUCAGUUCAGCCCUCACUUUAAAUCUGGAAGUCUUCCCGAUGAUUGUUCAGAGCCGAUACUCAAGACACCCUUCUCAACUAUUGCAUCAAAAUUAACCUUGGCAGACCUAAACCAUGUAUUAUAUCGGUGUGAUGCUGAGGAGCAAGAGGACGGUGGAGGGUGUUACAACAUACCAGACUGGACACCCCUUAAAUAUGCAGGUCUUCAAGGAAUAAUGUCGGUGAUGGGAGACAUACGACCAAAGAAUGAUUUGGGCCAUCCUUUCUGUGGUAACUUGAGAGCUGGGGACUGGAUGAUUGAUUACGUGAGCGAUCGGCUAAUUGCCCGUUCUGGCGCCUGCUCGGAAGUUGGCAAGUGGCUGAAAGCAAUGUUUGUCUACCUAAAGAGGGUUCCUCGUUACCUCAUUCCAUGCUACUUUGAUGCCAUAUUAGUUGGUGCAUACACGUCGCUGCUUGACUUGGUUUGGAAACAGAUGUCUAGCUUUGUUCAGAAUGGAUCGACAUUUGUUAAACAUCUUUCCUUGGGUUCGGUCCAGAUGUGUGGAAUAGGGAAGUAUCCGUCCUUGCCCCCUCUGUCUCCUGCCAUUCAGGAUGUUCCUUAUAGGCUGAACGACAUUACAAAGGAGAGAGAACAGAGCUGUGUUACUUUAGCAGCUGGCUUACCUCAUUUUUCAUCUGGCAUUUUCCGCUGCUGGGGAAGAGAUACAUUCAUUGCAUUGCGAGGUCUGCUGUUAGUUACUGGACGUUACUUGGAAGCGAGGAACAUAAUUUUAGCGUUUGCUGGUACGCUGAGACAUGGACUCAUUCCCAACUUGCUUGGCCAGGGCACUCAUGCUAGAUUCAAUUGCCGUGAUGCUGUCUGGUGGUGGCUACAGUGCAUACAAGACUACUGUAAGGUCGUUCCAAAUGGCACUGACAUUCUCAAGUGUCCUGUAUCCAGAAUGUAUCCCACAGAUGACUCCCCUCCUCUGCCACCGGGUCAAAAGGACCAGCCACUGUAUGAAGUAAUACAAGAAGCCAUGCAGAGACAUAUGCAAGGCAUACACUUCCGCGAAAGGAAUGCUGGUCCACAGAUAGAUCGGAAUAUGAGAGAUGAAGGUUUUAAUGUGACUGCGGGUGUGGACAUGGAAACUGGCUUUGUCUAUGGAGGGAACCGUUUUAAUUGUGGCACAUGGAUGGAUAAGAUGGGAGAGAGUGACAGAGCUCGCAACAAAGGAAUUCCAGCCACUCCAAGGGAUGGUUCUGCUGUGGAGAUAGUUGGUUUAUGCAAAUCAACAGUUCGCUGGUUACUGGAAUUGUCCAAGAAUAAUAUAUUUCCUUAUUCUGGAGUUACUAUCAAAAGACAUGGGAAAGAAGAGACCAUAACGUAUGAUCAGUGGAACAGAAAAAUCCUGGCACACUUUGAAAAGCUGUUCUUUGUCUCUGAGAAUCCAGCAGAUCCCAAUGAGAAACACCCAACUCUGGUUCACAAGCGAGGCAUCUAUAAGGACAGCUAUGGAGCUUCAAGUCCUUGGUGUGAUUAUCAACUAAGGCCAAAUUUCCCUAUAGCAAUGGUUGUGGCACCUGAAUUGUUCUCACCUGAGCGAGCAUGGAAAGCACUUGAAAUGGUAGAGGAAAAGCUACUAGGUCCACUUGGCAUGAAAACUUUGGACCCAGAUGAUAUGGUUUACUGUGGUGUCUACGACAAUGCCUUAGACAAUGAUAACUACAAUGUGGCAAGAGGAUUUAAUUAUCACCAAGGACCUGAAUGGCUGUGGCCAAUUGGAUAUUUUCUUCGUGCCAAGUUGUACUUCUCCAAGUUAAUUGGUCCAGAGAUCUAUGCGAAGACUGUCUAUUUGAUUAAGAAUGCUCUUUCUCGCCAUUACGUCCAUCUUGAGAGAUCACCUUGGAAAGGUCUUCCAGAACUGACUAACGAAAAUGGUCAGUACUGCCCUUUCAGCUGUGAAACUCAAGCCUGGUCCAUUGCUGUGAUCCUUGAGGUUCUCUAUGACUUGUAAACAUGUUUGCCUGCCUUGAUGAAACUGCUAGCUUUGUCACGAAUGCCGUAACCAUGCAUAUCCUGCUUUUAGUAGUGGACUGUGCCUGCACUGGCAAGACACUUGUAGGAGCAUUUGAUGCCCAUCCUUUGAGAAUCACACCAUGAUAUUUGUUUUGAUCGCGAGGAUCAGAAAAACUUAAAAGAACCAUCACUUGAGAAUAUAGUCAGACAUGUUUAGAUUAAAAGUAUUACACAUUCUACAGUAACAGGUUUCAAACUCGGUAUCUCUCUUUUCCUCAAGGUGACAAGCUAAUCAAAUGUUGAUGUGUUAUGUGCAUACCUAUAACAUUCAACCAAAGCUGGUUUCAAGUGGUGAAUCGGUGCUCUGGAUAUAGCUUACAGAGUCACCUUGAAGGGAAUUGGUUACCUCCUAUGACAGGCAUAGGCAAACUCAGCCCUCCAGAUGUUUUUGGGACUACAAUUCCCAUCAUCCCCGACCACUGGUCCUGUUAGCUAGGGGUCAUGGGAGUUGUAGUCCCAAAACAUCUAGAGGGCCGAGUUUGCCUAUGCCUGUCCUAUGAUAAGUGUUGGUUUUCCUCGUUCAGGUAAUUAAGUAAAAGUCGCAGCACUGAUUCCUGCUUUGCACCAUGGAGCCAUCAUGUCAAGUAGCUGCAUAGCAGUUUUUAAAUCUCGUGUUGCAGAGGCUUCCUCCAUGUGACAGGCUGCUUAUCUAAAGCAACUUGCUACAACCAUAGGGAAAAAAUAUAUUCUUUCACCCCACAUGCACUUGAUCUGGAUCUCAGUAGCCUGUGUUCAGCUUUGCCAUUAUAUCAGUGCAAUUAAUUAAUCAGCGAGAGACAGAUUAGGCAAGGAUGUCCCCUUCUGUUGCAAAAAAAAAGGAAAUGGCUUAAAAUAUACUGUGGUGACAAUUAAAUUUCACUGCCUGUUUCUUUAAUUUGUGCCUGUACUAGUAAUACUUUAUCGAUUUCAGUGCUUUUUUUAACACUUAUCCCCAAAGCGAAAGCAUAGUAGUUAGAGGUUUAUCAGAGAACAUGCUGAUCAUAGAGGCAGCUUAUAUUCUCUGUUCUUAAAAUCACUCAGUGCAGACAAACAGGUUGGAGAAUAUACUAUGCCGCAGCUAUAUUGUGAUACAUAUCACUUUUUAAAAGCACAAUAUAGUUAAUUUGUCUAUAUAGGUACUUUGAUACUAAGAAUAAUUUAAGAAAUCUGAAUGGUUGAUACUUGGACUACAGCUUCCAUUUGGUCAUAAUUAUGUCACUGAAUUUCACCUAAUAUUUUUUGGUAGGAUUUUUUUCAUCGAUAAACAACAAGUUCUAAUGUUUAUAUUAUUUUGACAUUUCUAAUCAAUUACAAUUAUAGUAAUGGGUGGUUAAUUAAAAUAUUAUAUAUCUGAUUUUUAUUUUUUUUUAAGACUCUUAUCAAAAGGACUUUUUCUUAGCCUGGUAUAUAUUUCCUCAAUCUGUUGGGAAAAUUUACUAGCCUUAACAUAUCUCUUGGCAUUUCAAAUAAAUUUCAUUAAAACAAUUAAAGCUGCAAUCCUAUAUUCAUUUGCCUGGGAAUCAAUCCCUUUAAACUCAAUGAGGCCAAAUUCUGAGUAGACUGUACUGUUUUGUUGCUGGAAAACAAGCUACUGAACCCAGAAUCCAUUUCCUUGGAAAUUAGAGCCAAUUAAUAUGACCAAUUUGUGACAAGUGUUACUGAAAUUGCUACCUUGAAGAAAUUUAUGGAUAUUACAUCUGCCCUUGUAAUAGCUCCACCUAGAUUACCUUUCAGCAGGCAAUGAAUCAAUAAUACUGACAGUUGUUAGAGACUCUCAGGCAAUUAAUAUUGUCAGAAAAGCGAAUUACCGUCAUAGUGACAUAUUUCCAAGUUGUGCUAUUUAGUAUUGAAAUCCCUUGGUGCCUGGAGUAAAAGUUUAUAUGAAAGUGCCAGCUCUCUUGCAUUUUUGCUUCCAGAACUCCACUAUCUUUCAGGUGCAAUUCAGUCACAUUUCUGCAAAUUCACAUUGCACAAUGAAAGUGGUUUUGGCGCUUUUGCACAGCAAACCUUUCCCCCACCCCACCCCAAAAAUAUGGCUUAUUGCAAUAAGGAAAGGGAUGGGGAAAUGCACUGAAAGAUAUAGGAUAACAGCUGCUUGAUGCUACAUCAUAUAACCUGACAAACAAAUCAUUAGACAUUGUAUAACCUCCAUGCAGAUUGUGUGCAAACAAAUCUGGAUGAAUGCACAAAAGCAGGCUAUUUGGAAGUGACCUGUAUUGAGCCCUGUGCUGUCCUGACUGCAUGGGAAGGCGGGUGUCUGAUUUUUAAUAGCAAAAGGUUUGUUCACAGCUUAAAAUUCAGUUUGCCAAAUUGCAUUUGUUACUAAAUAGAUUUGCACAUGGUUUGGGCAUUUCACAACAUUGAACAGGAAGAGUGAGUUGUCAGUGUUUUCUGUUCUGUUGAAGUUUUUCUUAAGUUGCACUGCCCUGUCUGAAAACAACAGAUAUUUUCAUGUUAAUAUAUUUCUUAUUUUGCAGUGAUUUUAAAAAUGCUUAAAUACAUUUCAGUUCUUCACCUGUACAAAUAAAUAGCAUACCUUAAGAUUUUUGAAUUAUGCUAACUGUUACCAAAAAAACUAAUGUUUUUAAUGUCAAUUGAAAUGCCUUAAUUGCGGGGUGGGAACUAAGCAUUAUUUUACCAACAGUGCUGUUGACCUAAAUUUCACUGUCCAAACUUGGUUGGGAAGAAAGGACACUUUUGUAUGAAAAUCUCCAUUCUGCUAUUUAGCCAGUGAACUCAGGCAUUCAUGAUAUUUGUUUCUGUCAAGAUGGAGAAUAGAAAAAUCUUCUGUGGAACUCAUAGUUAGUAUGUGCUUGGAGAACAAUAUUUAAUAAAGAUAAAGAGACUUAACAAUUAGGAGAUACUAGUAUCUUACACUACUGUGCAUCUUAAAGCAGUAUGCAGGUAACUCGCAACCUAUGCAAGGGUUUGGCCGUGGGGUUCCACACAUAAAUGCAAAAAGACGUAAAGCCAGGAAUACCCGGGACCGCCCCCCCCCCAAAGUUGGAGGACUUGCUUGGUUUUGGGGAAAAGGCUGGAAGGGCUCUAGGACCUUGCCAGAGCCCUUGUGCCACCUUCCCAAAAGUUGGGUAAGCCUGCAGUUGUAGCUUUCAUGGGAAGGUGGGAAAUAAGCAAAUGGAGAAUGGAUUUCUUCUGCUCUCCAUUUCCUACCCACAAAUGCAAAGCUACGAUCGUGUAAGUAAAAUAAGCCUUUGAGUUACCUGUACACAAUGUGAGUAUAAAAUGCGACUGAAGUUUACAGCUUGUUCUAGCAGACAUUGCAAAGCCAACAGGUUGAUGCCAACAACAUACGAUUAACAAUACUCUCUGUAGGUAGACCGAAAAGGUAACUGCAUAUCUUCCACAGUCUUAUCUUCUGCCAUGCAUCCUAGCAAUCAGUGUUUCGUUCUCUUUCAAACAAUAGAGCAAAAGCCAUCUGGGUAUCUCAUCUGUACAUGUUGCUGCUGCUGCUUAACUGAAAUAGCGAUGUAAUUUGCAUUUCAGAAGGUACUUACCAAACCUGAAAAACAAUUUAAAAGGGAAUCAUAGUUAAUGCUGCAUGUCAUAUGAUGAGAAGUGCAAUUGUUGCACACGUGAGUCCUGUGUGUCUUGUCUGGUACAGUUAUUUUUGUUACAUGGACGAUUAUUUUCUGCAGUUAUGUGAGUGACAUACAAUAAAAGUCUAACAAAG
Podarcis raffonei (Aeolian wall lizard) is the source of this 8673-nucleotide messenger RNA. It is a transcript of the gene AGL, whose product is annotated as amylo-alpha-1, 6-glucosidase, 4-alpha-glucanotransferase. Gene Ontology annotation, biological process: glycogen catabolic process; glycogen biosynthetic process. The transcript has 34 exons. The record is from RefSeq and is a predicted model, not a curated record. NCBI's taxonomy places the organism in Eukaryota, Metazoa, Chordata, Lepidosauria, Squamata, Lacertidae. The coding region runs from base 346 to 4941 and encodes 1531 amino acids. Gene Ontology annotation, molecular function: 4-alpha-glucanotransferase activity; amylo-alpha-1,6-glucosidase activity.